AUGAAAGCAGUGCGCAGCUAUAAAUCUGCAAAUUUGGCUAUUGGUGGUUGUUGGAAAUACAUUGUGGGAGGUCAGGCCAAGUUAGGCUUCGUCGCCAUCGCAUGUGCGGCCUAUGUUCAAUUUCAUGGCGGAACAACUUGCCAGAAAGCCUUGGAAGUACCGCUACUGAUAACGGGUCUCGUCUUACUUGUUGUGUCGUUGCUGGGAUUGAUUGGAUCGUUUUGUAGGGCCACUGGGGUGCUGUUUCUGUAUUUGCUUAUUAUGUUCCUCUUGAUAAUAGGGCUUCUGGUUUUCACCAUUUUUGUACUCGUUGUUACCAACAAGGUUGUGGGUCAGAGCGUAUCCCCAAGCCGACUUCAGGAUUACUCUAAAUGGCUGCAAAAUCAGGUUGAUGGAGGAAAUUGGGAACAGAUAAAGGGUUGUUUGAUUGAUGCAAAGGUGUGCAACGAUAUUAAUGAGAAGCAUUGGUCUCUAACACAGUCUGGUUGCUGCAAGCCACCAAUGUAUUGUGGAUUAAUACACAGGAACUCAACCUUCUGGGUGAUGCCGGAAGGAGGUCCAGGGGUGCCAGACAGCGACUGUACCACCUUCAGCAACCACCGGCAGACACUUUGCUACGACUGCAAGUCAUGUAAGGCGGGAGUUCUUGCACAAGUGAGGCGAGAAUGGAGAGCUUUGGGUGUAUUCAAUGUCUGUGUGUUGGCCAUUGUGAUCAUGAAGUUCUCUCUUGGCUGCUGCCUUAGGAGGAAAUAUAUACAUGAUCAUGAGUACGUUAGGUAUAGUCCUUACUACUGA
Molecule: messenger RNA, 795 nt
Organism: Mangifera indica (mango)
Lineage: Eukaryota; Viridiplantae; Streptophyta; Magnoliopsida; Sapindales; Anacardiaceae
Product: tetraspanin-11-like
Exons: 3
Coding region: 1-795 (264 amino acids)
Biological process (GO): auxin-activated signaling pathway
Cellular component (GO): plasma membrane; plasmodesma
Source: RefSeq, a predicted model, not a curated record